Purpureocillium lilacinum is the source of this 672-nucleotide messenger RNA. RefSeq lists its product as uncharacterized. The record is from RefSeq and is a predicted model, not a curated record. Lineage: Eukaryota; Fungi; Ascomycota; Sordariomycetes; Hypocreales; Ophiocordycipitaceae.
AUGACGGGCAUGCAGCUCGACCCCGAACACGAAGCCCCCCACGCCGCAUCCGAGGCGCCCGUCCGCAGAGCUCCAGCCUCGCCACGCACCUCGGAGCGCAUCCGGGCGCAGAACCGCCGCCGCGAGUGGCUCGAGCAGCACCCGUCGUACUUUGAGAGCGUAGAGCACGAGCUCGCAGACCCCAUCCUGUACGCCCGUCUGGUCAAGGCCUUCCAGACCGACGCAGAACGGCAAACGGAGACCCAGGAAAAGGGCUUCGGGCGCAUUCUCGAGGCGGACCUCGCGCGCGGCGAGCAGCGCGUCGCCGCCGCCGCCGCCAGCGAUCCCUCCGCCGAGGCGACCAACGCCGGUUCCUCGGCGCAGCUCUCCAACGGCGCCAACGGGCACUCCCACGUGCGGACUGCCGACGCAAGCACGGGGAUCGACAACCCGUGGGAUGCGGAGGCGGAGGACAGGGCGGAUGGUCGCGAGCUGUGGCGCCUGUUCUUGCAGGAGCGCUUCAUCCGCGGGCGCGACGAGGAGUUUGACUAUGACGCCGUGGACGGCGACUGGGAUCUGGACGUGACGGCGCGUAGGGAGGCGCAGGAUGAGUGGUUCGAGGAUGAGGAGCCGACGUGGGCGGAGGGGGAGGAGCGCGCGAGGACGGGCGAGACGGGCGUUCAGGACUUUUGA